AGGUGUAACAGAUCGCAUGUAGCGAUUUGAUAGCAAGAUAGAACAUAUGAUAAAUGACAAUGUAUCUAUGCGUUGAAAUGUGAUACCUACUGGGCGACAUCUAAGAGGAAUGGUAUAUUUUUAUUUAUCAGUUAAAUAUUUACAGUGAACGCACCCUUCCAUAUAAUGCUACACAUGGGAUUAUGUAACGUGAUGGAUCAUAAUUCGCGACAAGGCUUUAAAGCUUAUCCUUUAAUAUAUUUAUGAGGUAAUGAAUUAAAAUACAUGCUAUAUCAAUUUUUUUUAAAGUAUGUUCUUAAAUCGGAUACCGUUUACUGACUUAGUGACAUUUAAAAUCGCGUUUGGGCACUGUCGUGAUCUGUAUUACAAUGAAGAGGAAAGUGGCAAAUAAUCAGAAAGGCAAAGGCUGUGGAUAAACGGGAGCAUACAAAGCAGGCUCAAGCUAACAAUGGUAAAAAAAUAGAAUUAACAAGAACGUCAGGAACCAUGCCAGAAAUGAUGGAAGAGGUGUCGGAACGCAAGAAAGUUAGCAUGAACCUUUCGGAUCUGUUUCGAGCGGAAGUCUUCUGGUCCAAACUUCGGAAAAAGAGAGAAACGGUCGAGAUUCCGACCAUAUCAACAUACAAAGAACAGAUGCGACAGUGCCAAGAGAUGUACGACCGGCUGCAACUGGAGAAAUCAUCCAAUGACGUGGGCAUCCAUUCUACGCCAUUUCCUUUACUGCGGGGCCAUACAAUGAUAACUCAAUCACGCCCGCUCACUUAUUCACUCCGGGAAACAUCGAAAACCGCGCGGCCGGUGUCAAUACGCUCCGCACCCGCAUUCACUUUAAAAGAGGAUACUUUCUUGAACGACAAUUUAAACACAUCAGUGGAUUUAAUUCCGGAACAAGUUACUGAGGCAACGGAAAACAGAAAUGGUGCUGCUGAUUACGACUAUGAUGAGCCUGGUCAACACAGAAAUCGUGCAAGAUUCGGACCAGAAGAACUAUGUGAAUAUUUGGAACAAAAUGGCUUCGGCCUGCCAAAAAUGGUCAAUACAAACUCCUUGUAUAGACGCGGUGGUCAAUCUCUUCCAAGAAACUAUAAAAGUAGACCGCUGCCUCGAAAUCCAUCGAAACGGGAAAAGAUCAAAGGUCGAGCUAGAUUGGACCAAGAAAUGGCCAACCUAAGGGCACUUGCUUUUUGUGAACAGCAAACACAGACAAAAACGUUCCGAACAGCGUCGGCGAACAUGCGAAACCGGGAUGUUCUUUUGAUGGAGGAAGAGUUGAAAGAAAACAUGCAACGCGAUGGGUUUGAUGACAACAUUUAUGAUGACGACGAUGAUGACAAAGCAAGUAUUGUGCGCAUGCCCAUAAAACAGGAAGAGCUGUUCUUGAGGAUAAACAACUGGGUAUCGGACGUGGAGAGCACCUGUCGCGUGUACAAUCAUCCACAUGACCAUGUAAGAGAUGGCGUCACGAAGUGAAAAUAGAUACUAAAUGUAAUCGCUACGCAAUCAUUAUUUUUACUCAAAACACGCUAAUUCUUAAGAUAUUAGUAUUUUGUUCAAAUAUCGUUUAUAAUUAUGUGUUUAUGACUAACAUCAGUUUGCCACAAAAAAGGCUUAUCAUGCUGAACACGUAUUCUGUUUGAAAGAGUAAUUCUACCCCCACAACUGCUCAUUUGGUCAUUUCGGCUCAGGUACAUUGUACUACUUAAGAUGUAUCAUGGGUACUCUUAAGUAUACUACAAUCUACCCUGGGUACGGGAAAUAUACUAAAAGUAUCCCGGAUUAAGGCAUGAUGCCUUUAUGCGUAUUUUUCGUAUCCUGGGUACAUUGUAGUAUACUUAAGGGUACCCAUGUACUUUUAAGUAGUACCUAAAUCGACAAUGACCAAUACCAGUAUCUAUGGGCUGCAUUGGAAUCACUUUAUACCUUGUGUCCAUCGGUAUGUCUAUCCAGAUAAGUGUCAUGUUUGAUCUCAAAAGUCAAACUUCAACAAAUAAGUCAAGUGUACAAAUAUGAAAUUGUUUUAUUCAGAUAUGUCUUACAAAUUUCGCGUUGCAUUUCCUUAGGCAACACACUAUAAUAUACAUUAUUAUAUAUUAUAUUUAACAUAUAAAUAGAUAUGCAUAAACAGCUACAAUUACAA
Messenger RNA from Dreissena polymorpha, 2137 nucleotides. RefSeq lists its product as uncharacterized. The coding region runs from base 487 to 1470 and encodes 327 amino acids. Lineage: Eukaryota; Metazoa; Mollusca; Bivalvia; Myida; Dreissenidae. The transcript is spliced from 2 exons. The record is from RefSeq and is a predicted model, not a curated record.